Messenger RNA from Auanema sp. JU1783, 942 nucleotides. Lineage: Eukaryota; Metazoa; Nematoda; Chromadorea; Rhabditida; Rhabditidae. The record is from the annotation of a GenBank genome assembly.
AUGGAUGAAAGUCCGAACUGUGAAACUAAGUUAAUUGAGGAGAUUAAGGAUAGGCCCUUGUUUUACUUGGCACCUAUGGUGCGAUAUUCAAAACUUCCUUUUCGUGAAUUAGUUCGGAAGUAUGACGUUGAUUGUUGUUAUACUCCUAUGAUAUAUGCUAAGAAUUUCCUGGAAUCAGAAUAUUGUCGAAAAAGUGAAUUCACUACUGUUCCAAAUGACAAGCCUCUUAUAGUCCAAUUUGCUUCUGACGAUCCUUUCGUUUUUGCUUCAGCAGCGCAAGUAGUUUACAAAUAUUCCACCGGAGUUGAUUUGAAUUGUGGUUGUCCAAAAGGAGAUGUCAGAGCUAAAGGCUUCGGAAGCUUUUUGUUAAAUAAACCUGAACUGUUAGCUGAUAUGGUUCGUCAAACAAGAGCUGCUGUUAAUGAUUCAGAAUACACAAUUUCUCUUAAAAUACGAGUACAGUAUCCUCUGGAUAGAACAAUUGAUUUAUGUAGAAAAGCAGAAAAAGCAGGCGUUAGUCAUUUGACUGUACACGGAAGAACACCCCAGCAACGAGCAGAACCUGUAGACUAUGAUGCCAUACGAUUAAUUAAGGAAUCUGUGCAAGUUCCAAUCAUCGCAAAUGGGGAUAUCACUUCUCUUAGCCAGGCUCUCGAUAUCGCUGCUCGGACUGGUGUGAAUGGCUUAAUGUCUGCUAAUGGACUUCUAUACAAUCCCGCUUUUUUCGCAGGAUACGAAUACACGCCGUCUGAGUGUAUUUCCGAUUUUGUUGAUAUAUCUUCGAAGUAUGGUCUCACAACGCAACUCUUCCAUCAACAUCUCAUCUAUAUGACUAGACAUCAAUUUUCUCCAGCUCAGAGACGCGUGUUCAACGAAUUGACUUCUAGAGCUGCUAUGGAAGACUUCUUGAGUGAUGCAUUUGAGUUCGAAAGAAAAUUAUAA